UUUAUGCCUUGAAUAUCCUUUUGGAUGGCCAAAAUCAAUUGGUGAAGACAGAAAACGACGAAUAAAAUAUGACCUAAUUAACCUUUUAUUUUUAUCUUCUGUAUUUUAUCUUUAUCUACGACUAUACAGAGUCUAAUUGUCAUUCUAAUGAAGCAUAUUUCCAUAGUUCAUAGAAUAUGUAGUUUUUUCUUCAUUUUAGACUAUAGUGACAAAAAAUCCAAUUCACAGAUUAAUUAGAGUUAAAAGUAAAAUACAAAAUAUGUAAAUAUUUGGUCAGAUUUACCGUUUCAGUAAUCAGUAAUGUAAAAAUUUCAAUCAUUAAGAAACGAAAUUACCCGAUUUAGGACAUUAUUUCGUAAAAGUCUACAAUCAUUGCAAAUUUAUAUGCUCACUGGGUAUAAAUAAAUUUAUCAAAACUCUUGUCUUACUUUUAACAUUCGUAAAUAGUCAAUAUUAUGAACGAUAUUCUUAAACCAGAAUUGAUAUGGAUUGAAAGUAGAUGUUACAGAGUAAAUGACCCUAUUGUGGAUGUUUCUUUACACCAAGAGCAUGAUCUAUAUGAAAAUGAUAUGCCCUACCAAGAUUUGCAAGAAAAUGAUGAUGACACUGAUUAUGAAGUUCAAAUGAUUGAUUCAGACAGAUAUUGUACAACUUUUCAUGUAUCCAAACAUUAUUUAGGUAACAUAAUAGGUAAGAAAGGAGCAAUAAAAAUGCGGAUUCAAAGAGACACCAAAACUGACAUCCAAAUCCCACGUAUGGGAGAGAACAAAGAUGUUGUUAUUUAUGGUCCAAGUGUUUCAAGUGUAAAAGCUGCAAGACGGAAAAUCAAUAUGAUUGUUAUAUCAGCUAGAAUAAGGCAAAGGUAUACACACUUUAUAUCACUUCCCAUGAAUAAUGCUGAAAUAGUGAAGAAUUUUGAAAAAUUUAAGGAAUUGGUGUUACAAGAUUGUCAAGGUACUGGAUUGGAUGAUUCUUUAUUUACAAAGGCUAGUAAGUUGCAUAUUACUGUAGGUGUAAUGUGUUUGAUGGAUACUGAAGAAAGGCUGCUUGCAUCAAAGUACUUAGCAGAAGUUAAAGAACAAUUUAUGCCCAUGAUCCAAAGUCACUUGCCACUUAAGUUACGAUUAAAAGGAUUGUCAUAUAUGAAUGAUGAUCCCAAAGAAAUGCAUGUGUUGUAUGGCUGUGUUCAAGAAGAUAACGCCCCUAAAGGCGUUUUACAGGAUAUGAUCGACGCUAUAGCUCAGUUCUUUUUUAAAAAAGGACUUAUGGCAAAUGAGUUUGGUCGCGAUAACGUUAAAAUACACGUCACUCUAUUAAACUCUUCAUAUAGAGAGAAAACAAUUGAAAACGACAGGCCAACAAAACAGAAAAGGGAAAGCUUCGACGGGUCUGAAAUAUUGGAGAAAUUUAUUGAUUAUGACUUUGGUGUUAUGGAAGUUAAUCAUAUUCAUUUAUCUCAAAUAAACACUUUAGCGCCGGGCGGUUUCUAUCAAUCGACUUGCGUCAUUAGUUUAUAAUCCAAACUUUAUAUAAUUUCCCCAUUUUAACUGUUAAAUUUCUUUUUAUAUAAAUGAGCGAACACGUACAUUUUGUAUAUUUUUUUUAUUUUUAAAGUACUUAGUUUAUUAAGGUGUGUUAAUAAAAAUAUAUAAAAUAUAUCUUGUUUACUAUUUAACUGUAAGCAGAAAUAUUAGACAUGGAAUAUAUUUGUUCUUGUUUUCACAAUGGCUACUUUCCUUAUUCCAUGACUUUUUAAAUAUUAACCCCCCACAAUUAUAUUUUAUACUGUAAACAUUCCAUAUUAUUUGAAUGAAAGUAAGAAUUAGUACUAUUUAAAUUAGGGAUGCAUCCAAUACCAAGGAAUCGCCGAUAUUUUAAUUACCGAUACAACGAUACUUUCCGUUUUUGUGCUUUAAAAAAGUAAUGUAAGCGAGCAUCUUGUUUGAUCUAGUUCAUUGCAAACGAGGCUCGAACUAUCUAUGCCCGGGGAAUCCCCGCGUUUAAUUCAGUUUGUUGUCUCUCUCACUCGCUUUGUCCCCGCGUAUUUCAUUUCGCGCAUACUAUGUUUUUGAUAAAAAUUAAAUAAAAUACAGAAUUACAUAAAUUGAUUGAAUUGAUAAGCAAUGUUAAUUUUAAUUAUUAAUAGUUAUUUAUUUUAUUUAAAUUUCAUUAUUAUUCUUAAUUUUCAAACAUCGGCACAAGUGUAUGUUCAAUAACCAAAAAUGGUCCUUCCAGCAAGACUUGGCGGCAGGUCAUAAAGCUCAUUCUACGCAGUCUUGGUUGGAAACCAACGUUUCGGUCGUCUAGUCCAGAUCUUAAUCGAUUUAUGGUCAGUUUUAGAGAGUACGGCUUGAUCUAAACGCCAUGAUAAUUUGGAGUCCCUAACACAAUCCGUACGAUUGGCAGCGAAUUGGAAA
Messenger RNA from Pieris brassicae (large cabbage white), 2417 nucleotides. RefSeq names its product activating signal cointegrator 1 complex subunit 1-like. The transcript has 7 exons. Gene Ontology annotation, cellular component: nucleus. Gene Ontology annotation, biological process: regulation of DNA-templated transcription; DNA alkylation repair. Gene Ontology annotation, molecular function: RNA binding. The coding region runs from base 456 to 1517 and encodes 353 amino acids. Lineage: Eukaryota; Metazoa; Arthropoda; Insecta; Lepidoptera; Pieridae. The record is from RefSeq and is a predicted model, not a curated record.